This is a messenger RNA of Mesocricetus auratus (golden hamster), 5343 nucleotides long. It is a transcript of the gene Bcl2l11, whose product is annotated as BCL2 like 11. The record is from RefSeq and is a predicted model, not a curated record. The transcript has 4 exons. Lineage: Eukaryota; Metazoa; Chordata; Mammalia; Rodentia; Cricetidae. Gene Ontology annotation, biological process: meiosis I. Bases 63 to 977 code for a protein of 304 amino acids.
GUAGGCGCCGCCCCCGCCGCCUCUGCCCAUUGGUUCCGAAGAGAGCCACCGAGCGUGGGCCAAUGGGGAGCACUGGCAGCCGGCGCCAGCGGCGCUGGGCUGGCGGUGCCCGUGCGGCGGCGGGAGCUGCGCGCGAGGGGCGGAGCGGGAGGAGGCGGAGGAUGAUCCCGGCAUCGGCGGGUGCAGCGCGGGCCAGAGGCACGGCGUGCGAAACCUUGGGUUCCCCAGCGGAACGUGGCGGCGGGCGGACGGGCAGGCGCGGGGUUCUAGAGCCCAGGGCCUGGCUUUGUUUUCCUUGUCUCCUCGGUGGCGACGCUCAGGGGUCGUCCGAUCGACACAGGACACCGCGCUCGGAAGGGAAGGGGAGGACAAAAAAAGACCAAAUGGCCAAGCAACCUUCUGAUGUAAGUUCUGAGUGUGACAGAGAAGGUGGACAAUUGCAGCCUGCUGAGAGGCCUCCCCAGCUCAGGCCUGGGGCCCCUACCUCCCUACAGACAGAACAGCAAGGUAAUCCUGACGGUGAAGGGGACCGCUGCCCCCACGGCAGCCCGCAGGGCCCGCUGGCCCCACCGGCCAGCCCUGGCCCUUCUGCUACCAGAUCCCCACUUUUCAUCUUUGUGAGAAGAUCUUCUCUGCUGUCCCGGUCCUCCAGUGGGUAUUUCUCUUUUGACACAGACAGGAGUCCGGCACCCAUGAGUUGUGACAAGUCAACACAAACCCCAAGUCCUCCUUGCCAAGCCUUCAACCAUUAUCUCAGUGCAAUGGCUUCCAUAAGGCAGUCUCAGGAGGAACCUGCAGAUAUCCGCCCGGAGAUAUGGAUUGCACAGGAGCUUCGGCGGAUUGGAGACGAGUUCAACGAAUCUUACAGAAGGAGGGUAAAUAAUUACCAAGAGGAUGAAGACCACCCUCACCACCCUCAAAUGGUUAUCUUACAACUGUUACGCUUCAUCGUCCGACUAGUAUGGAGAAGGCAUUGACAGGAUCUUCACGCCACCAGGAUAAAUGUGGACAUCGGUCUUGUUCAGACCACCAGAAUCCCAGCACCUCCAGUCUCCUGGCACCAUGACGAUGCAGCCAGUGGCUCUGUCCCAGAGAGGUGCUGAGGGUGGCGGACACACUGCCCUGUGUCGAUGUGAACUUAACCUUUCUGCUCCUCUCCACAUGGCAGGAUUUCCAGUAGACAUUUGUUGUGAAUGUAAACAAGGGAGGGCUCUUCUCUUAUUAGUGUACAGAUCCUGGGACUUUGGAGCAGCAUCAUAUGCAAGAAAGGUGUUUACAUGUGGUGUGUUCAUUUGUUUUUUAAACCUGCUUUCUUUGAUAACCAUUUGGUUGGUGCGUGCCCCCCCCCCCGUGUUUUAGGUUUCUUUUUUUGUUUUUUCAGAAAAGAAAUGAAAACUUUUUAGCCAACUUCUGGAUGAUUUUUAUACUAAAAUCCUAAGGACCUGUUGCCUAUUCUCAGAGGAUAUGGAACCCUGCAGUGGGUACUGAGCCAGCUGACUUAUACGGCUGCCUUAGUUUAUUUUUGGAGAUUACUGUACAGAAUUUUUUAGCAGUGAGAGUAUGGUGUUGCCCUCUCUCCUCUGCUAUGGCUUCUCUGAGUUCCUUUUUCAAUUAUUGCUACCAAAACAGUUCUUAGGAAAUGGAAUGGGUUGAAGUGGCAAAGGGUGUGUCCCUCCCGUUUGUAAAUGCUUACCUCCUUAGCCCAGUUGCUUCUGUGGCAAACUCUCACACUUUCUGUGUUUUUCUCAUCUCCCCAUACUCCUCCGUCUGUCUCCACACUGAUGCACAGGUUUGGCCCAGGGUAUUCUCAUGAUGCAAUGUGUUUGGGUCAGCAAGGGCUAGGGGUUGCCGGGAUUGUUCCCAGCCCCAUCAAUCAAGCUGACUCACGGGAAGGGCUUUUGUCCACCUCACUUCACUGUGGUGGGUUUGUUUGUCUCUUACAUCUGGAGAGACUGCAGACUCACAAUGUUUACUGAAGCUGUUAACUCUUUUGGUUGCAGGCUUUGCUACAGUCAUGGGCUCUGCCUUGCUGCAUGUAUCAGAUGGGCCAGAGCCCAUACUUUUCUUGGGGAUUGACCAGUUCACUUGGGGAGCAAGGGGCUCAAGUAGUCAUUUUCCUUGGCAUGCUUCUUGGCAUUUAGCCCUGCGCAUCCCACCUGGCCCAUGAUACCUGAACGUCAUCCCCAUUCUUUUGAACCUCCCUUGAAAUAGAGACUGGCUCUGCCUCACCAGUGACCAUACAUAGGAAACCUCCAUUACAUCAAAUGAAGCAUCCUUUUUGGUCUUCCAAAAGAUGAUUGACUACUUUGUUCUCCAUUUUUUUAAACAGUUGAAUCUUGGUGGGCCACCUGUGUCUGGGGUGGGGGGUGCUCUUUCUUGGUACCUACCCCUUGGGGCCGUGGGCACCAGAAGCCCACUCAUUGGUCAGCCAUUUCAAGGGCAGGCAGGACUGGAGGUGUGUAGCCUGGUGAAGGACCAAUUCCCUAUCAUGUGCAAGGCCCUGGGCUCCAUUCCCAUCUCCUCCCAAAACAAACAGCACACAUGUAGGCAGACAACCAGGGAAGACACAAGAAGGACAGGAAAGAACAUCAGAGGGGUGGGGGGGGGCUGUGAGCCCUCUAACUUGUGAAAACUUCAAUCAUCAGGCAGCUUGCUUAGAGAAGCACAUGCGUUUCCAAGCAAGUUCAGCAGUGCCAACAACUGUUUGCUUUUGCCCGGUAGAGGGCCAGUGUUUUUACAUUAUUAAGUAGAGAAAUCCAUUCAUUCCUACGUUCCUCUGUGUGUGUGUGUGUGUGUGUGUGUGUGUGUGUUUGUGUGUUUAUAUAUAUGUAUAUAUAUAUAUAUUGUCUAUAUGCUUUUCCUUCUAGAUUGAGAUCACUAGAUUCCAAAUAUUCUUCCUUUUAAAACCACUUCUUUCCAGCUUCCUUAGAUUAUUGUUUGAAAGCUGUGUUGGCGCUCACCUUGUUUGCUGAUAUGUUGAGCCUAUUGAGGGUUCCCAUAUGGCCCACUGUUACAAGGUGAUAUUAAGAGUGCAGCAUGGUUUUGCUACACACACACACACACACACACACACACACACACACACACACACACACACACACCAAAGACAUGUGGUUCUGGGCCACCCCACUCCUAGGACCUCUGUGCUCAUGGGCCAGUCUCCAACUAGAGCACUUUGCUGUCUCAGCUCUGUGGUACCUCUUUGGCAGGUGCGGAAGGCUCCCAGAGCCAGGUGCCAGUGGCAUGUGUGGCCCUUCAAGCAGGCUUACCUCUGGCCCAUUGGCCUCCAGCCUGGGGCUGGCUAUGAAAGCAGCUCAUGGGGAAAUAAAAGGUUCUAUGAAUUGUAGAAGUAUUCAAAACCAGGAUGUGGCACCAGGAACUUAAACAUGACUGUAUGUCCCUGUACUGUAUCUGUUUAUUAAAAUGCAAAUAAGAAAGUAUGUCUGCCCACUGUGGGUAGACCCUUGUACUUAAUUUUUAUUUUAUUAUUGUUAUCUCUCUCUUUUUUUUGUGGUAGAGCAGAAACUCCGUGUGUGUGUGUGUGUGUGUGUGUGUGUGUGUGUGUGUGUGUGUGCGCGCGCGCGCGCGUGUGAAUACAAUGCGGGUUUUGUGCCUUGACAGCCUCCCCAUGUGAGGUCUGUAAAAAAGUGAAGUCCUGUGACUUCACCCCAAGAUGCAAUAAACACACAAAAUGACUUCCUGAGUAAUUCUUCAGAUUUCCUUUCCAGAAAGAAUUUGAUGGAUUGGGGAGGGGGGCGGGGAGGGGCUAAAAAAAUCAGUUUAAAAUCUCUUUUCACUAAAGUAUAUAAUGGAUAAUGUACACAACCUCUCCUGUUUCCUCUUAGUGUUGUAUAUAUUUUGACUAUUUAUUAGAUUAGGAAGUCGUGUUUUAUUCAUCAACUGAGCCAAAUGUCUGUGUGCAAUUGUGUUUCCUUUACCUUUCUUUGUAAAAUUUUGUACGGCAUAAAUGAGUGUAAAAAAAAUCACUGUUUUUCUAAACUUCUCAGAAUUAAGGAUUGUAAAUAUCGUAGGUUCUUUUUCUGUGUAAUGUGCCCUACUGUUUCAUAAUGCUGUAACUUGUAGAAAUGUUGUAUAUUUAUUUUCUGCUUAUUUAAUGUCUUAAGUUCUUGAAAGUGUUGACAUCCCUGUCCCCCAUACCCCUGCCAUCCCAUGCAUUACUUCAGCUCCUGAGGUGUGGGGAGUGGUGACUGAGUCUGCUUUCCCAAGGUGGCUCCCGCUUUGCCUCCUGGUAUUCAUUUAUUUGAUUCUUUCUGAUGAAAUUAGUAUUUUGCUGCCCGUGAGAUACCCUAGAUGUGGUAGGCUGGAAGACUGGACUCUAAAAAAAAUACCCCCAUCAAAUUAAUUUGUUGUAAAGCAGCUGGCUCCUGAGAAAAACAGAUUUACCAGUGAGUUGACCAUAUCUAGAGAAGUAUUAUCAGCAGAUGGGGAAGGAUUCUUUUUCCUCCAUUAAAAGAGUAUCUUUGAUAACUCAGUGUUGAGAGAAAUACAAUCCUGCCACCUCUUGAGGUGCUGCUGUGUGGCUGUCCUGGGUAGGAGGAGGACCAAUGGGGCAUUGCCAAGACCACCUGUCUCACCAGGACACUUGCUGGCUACAGUCCCUACCUGCUGUGUGGUUCCUAGGUUGAGGUAUAUAGCCUGAAGUGAGGAGCUCAGCCACUCGGCUCCCUCUCUGGGUCACUGCAUUAGUCCAGCCUGCUUCUGCAGGGCCAUGCCCUUUCUCCAACUCUUCUUAUCCCUCAAGAAGAGGUCAGAGUCCCCACUGGCCUGGGUUUUCAAGAUGAAAAGACUCACGGAGGUUCUAGAGGCAUGUGACUUAAUGUAGAUGGCUCUGUCCUCCCUGCUGAUUUAGCCUCGUGCCUGUGUGUGUCAGCUCGGUACGGCGCGUGUGCGGGUUGUGUCCACAUGUGUUGCUAAAUUAGCGGGGAAUCCCUCCCAAACAGCAUUGUGCAGAGCAUCCUCAAGCUCCCAGCAAAGUACUUGACUGCUUUUAUUUGGGAAUUUGAAAUUUAAUAGUUCAAAUAGGUUUUAAUGUCUAGGUUCUUUGACCACUGGUUACUGUAUCCAAACCUGUCAGGUACCCUUUAAUAAGUAGCACUGAUCUCUGUGUAUAGUGCCCCAUCACUAACGUGUCCAAGGACCCAGCGUAUGUAGCAUUUGUAUUGCAGUUUCCCUGGCUUCCUUUAUGUUUUGCACUGAUGAAUUUUGACAGGGUAAUUGCCACUGUACUUGUGCAAUACUGCUGUAAAUAACGCAGAUUUUUUUUAAGAAACUCAAUCUUUUAUGUUCCUAAUGAAUUUUAUAUAAAUAAAACUUGCAACUAGC